Anopheles aquasalis is the source of this 1431-nucleotide messenger RNA. RefSeq names its product thymus-specific serine protease-like. Gene Ontology annotation, biological process: proteolysis. The record is from RefSeq and is a predicted model, not a curated record. Lineage: Eukaryota; Metazoa; Arthropoda; Insecta; Diptera; Culicidae. Gene Ontology annotation, molecular function: serine-type exopeptidase activity; dipeptidyl-peptidase activity.
AUGAAGUUGGUACUCGUGACAGUGCUUGUGGCCCUAGUAGCUACGCUAGGACAUGGUGCACAGGAUGUCGAUGGCACCGGUGGCCAGGCCAGGUUCGUGCGUGAGGCCUGGUUUGAAACGCGUGUCGAUCACUUUAAUCCCCGGAACCAGGAUACGUUCGAAAUGCGAUACUACAUCAACGAUGAGUUUGCGUACGCACGCGGACCAAUGCUGAUCAUAGUCGGUGGAACACAGGCAGUCCAGACGCGCUAUCUCACGGAAGGACUAUUCCACGACAUUGCCUACUUGGAGGGUGCUUAUCUGUUUGCCAACGAGCUGCGCUACUUCGGCUCCAGUUUGCCCGUUGAGGAUGCUUCGACGGAAAACAUGGACUUCCUCAAUGCGGACCAAGCGUUGGCUGAUCUGGCCGAGUGGAUUACCUACCUCAAGCAGCCGAAUAGCAAGGUGAUACUGAUGGGUACCGGGUAUGGUGGUGCCCUGGCAACCUGGUUCCGUCAGAAGUACCCACAUCUGGCGGACGGUGUUUGGGUGUCUAGCGGCGCGAUUGAGGCCGAUUUCGCCUUCUCCGGCUACAAUGAGGCGCUCGGUGAGAGCAUCCGGGAGUACGGUAGCGAUGCUUGCUACAGCACGAUCUGGACCGGUUUCCGUGUGGCACAGAAUUUGGCCAAUCUUGGCUUCAGUGAUCUGCUUUCGGAAGAGUUUCACCUGUGCGACCCACUGGACACCGAUUCGGAACUGGACGUGACCGCAUUCUUGCUCGGUCUGCGCGAUGACAUCGAGUUCGAGAUGCUGCAUCUGCGCAACACAAACUCGAUCAAGGAGAUGUGUGGCGAGCUGGAGGAGGAACGGGACAGCAGCCUGAAUGCGUUGAUUGAUUGGUUCGCCCGGGAGCAUCAGUACGAGCAGUGCGUUCACCUGAACUUCGAUCGCUACAUGCAAAGGUUCGUCGAGACGGACUUUAAUACCGCCAAUCUGCAGGCCGGACAUCGCCAGCGGCUGUAUCUGCAGUGUACGGAGGAAGGUUUCUUCCCGACCACGGCCCAUUCCGAGGAGCAACCGUUUGGGAACCAGAUCGGUACAUCGUUCUUCGUCGCAGUUUGCCAGCGUGCCUUCGGCGAGUGGCUUACCGAGGAUGUCAUUAUGCGGCAGAUUCGCUCGACGAAUGCACGGUUUGGUGGCCGGCAGCCUGCCAUCGAACGGGCACAUUUUACCAACGGUGGAGUCGAUCCGUACCGUGUCGGUAGCUUGGUGGAAGAUCUGAACCCGAAGGCACCGGCCACGCUCAUCCCGCACAAGUUCGUGUCACCCGAUCUGGAGUCGAUCGAUUACCAGUAUGAUACGGAGGAGCUGAUUGCGGCCAAGGAGCGUACCAGAAACCUUAUUGACUCGUGGAUUUUUGGGGACUUUGAGCCAAUCAAACAGGAAGUGUAG